ACCCAACCCACCCGCGCGCGCAUCUCCAUUCCACGCUGCGUAACCAACUCCUCAGCAAGGAUGAACGGGUAGCAGACAGAAGGCAUGGAGAGAUGUUCGGUCUUUCAACAAUCGACUGCGCGGAUGAGGACCACUUCAAGCCACUCCUUUGACUUCACACAGUGAUUUUAUUUUCUUUUUUUAAGGAGUUGCUCAUUUUAUUUGAUCACUUACGAGCAAAGGAAUUAAACUGAUUUUGUGGAGAGAAAAGGAAGGAAGAAAGGAGAGGGAAGGUCCAGGUUGCUGAGAAAGGCUGGGUGCGUCGGAAAGUCACGGAUCAUGCUUAUGGGAACUCUCGAUUCCAUAUUGAUAAGAGUGGCUCUGCCUGAUGCUCUAUCAUGACUGAUGGCGAGGGGAGAGCGCGGUUUCAGUACGAAGAGUGCCCAGAGAAGAGGGAGGUGCUGGAGGACGUGAGGCUUUCUGUAUCAGCAGCCCACUGGACCGACUCUCCAGGUCAUGAUGUUGACCAAGAUAGACAAAAAGGAGAAGGCCAAGAAGAGGAGCAAAAACAGGAGGAGGAGAAGGAGGAGGUGGAGAAGGAAAGGAGACAGAGCUUUAGUGUUCGAGGAGAAAGGAGAGACGAAUGGAGAGCUGAAGUUCAGGAAUGUGAGGAGGAGCAGGAGCCAGAGCUGGAAGUAGAAGCUGGGCCUACGCUGGGAGUCCGUAUCACAGCACCAAUCCGUGACCCGGACUGUGUGUCCGAGGAGGAGGAGCAGCAGCCGUAUCCGGCCCUGGCUUCUGUGGCUUUCUUUUGCCUGAAGCAAACAACAAGACCCCGCAACUGGUGUCUUCGCAUGGUCUGUAACCCGUGGUUCGAGCACGUGUCUAUGCUGGUGAUCCUGUUAAACUGUGUGACCCUGGGGAUGUUUCAGCCUUGCGAGGAUGUUAGCUGCCUGUCAGAGUGGUGUCGUAUCUUGCAGGUACUGGAUGAUUGCAUCUUCGCUUUCUUUGCGGUGGAGAUGGUCAUAAAGAUGGUGGCUCUUGGAAUUUUUGGCCCCAAUUGUUACCUCGGCGACAAAUGGAACCAGCUCGACUUCGUCAUUGUUAUGGCAGGGGUGAUGGAGUAUUCCCUGGAUGGCCACAAUGCCAGUCUGUCAGCAAUCCGUACUGUUCGAGUACUCAGGCCACUGCGGGCUAUCAACAGAGUACCAAGUAUGAGGAUCUUGGUGACGCUGCUGCUGGACACCUUACCCAUGCUGGGAAAUGUGCUCCUUCUCUGCUUCUUUGUCUUUUUUAUAUUUGGCAUUGUGGGAGUCCAACUGUGGGCCGGACUGCUGCGCAACCGCUGCUUCCUGGGAGAAGACAUAAUAACGCUUUACAACCUCUCCAUAAACCCAUACUACAUGUCUGAGGAAGGUGAAGACAGCCCAUUUAUCUGCUCUGCUCCCAGAGAGAACGGGAUGCUGCGCUGCCAUAAUGUACCGCCCUUUAACCAGAGAGGAGAGGAUUGUUCGUUACCUGCUCCCCAUCACAGUUCUUCUCUCAUUGGUUCACCACCUGGAGCGGGUGGGACGAGCAAUAGCAGCUGUGUUAACUGGAACCAGUACUACAACGUCUGCCGCCCAGGGGACCUCAACCCCCAUAAGGGAGCAGUUAACUUUGACAAUAUUGGCUACGCAUGGAUAGCUAUAUUCCAGGUCAUCACACUGGAAGGAUGGGUGGACAUCAUGUAUUACGUCAUGGAUGCUCACUCCUUCUACAAUUUUAUAUAUUUUAUACUGCUCAUUAUUGUGGGCUCUUUCUUCAUGAUAAAUUUGUGCCUCGUGGUCAUCGCCACCCAGUUUUCUGAGACAAAGCAAAGAGAAAACGCCUUGAUGAGGGAGCAACGUGCUCGCUACUUGUCUAAUGAUUCAACUCUAGCCAGUUACAGCGAGCCAGGCUCAUGCUAUGAGGAGAUGCUACGAUAUAUCAGUCAUCUUUACAGGAAGUUCAGGCGCAGGCUGCAGAGAAUGUACUAUGGAUGGCACAGCAAAAGGCGUAAAAAGGUGAACCCUAAUGGCGGUGGAAUUGGCAGUAAUGGUGGUGGGAACGGACAUGGCCAAGGUUCCAGCAGGGGUUCAGGACCUGGCACAGCAUUAUGGCUGAGGCCAAUUCAUAACCUCCUGCAGCACCAUCAACACCAACACUGUCGCCUCAGCAACGGUGGACAGCACACAAUCAACACCACAACUGCUGAGCACACGGAUCGGGAAGGCCGUGUUGAAAGAGGGGAUGAGUUGGAGAUGACGUCUCUUUCUGUUACAAGAGAAAGUACAAACGGCGAUAAUCCUCCUGAUGUCUCUCAGGGAAUGGGUGCCCUGCUUGGGCAACUAAACGGGGGGAUGAACUAUCCUACCAUUCUGCCAUCUUUUGUGUGCAGCUACAGUAGUAAGACGCCGCCCCCUCACUCGAAGCAGUGCGGGCGCAGUCCAGAGCAACAUCCAUUGAACCAUCCAGCGUCUGAGCACACAGAAGCCCUGAGCAAGCUUUACCAGCUUAUGGGACAGCACAGUCGUCAGAAACUGCUUUUUCAGCUGGCAGGCGUGGUGCCAAGCCCUCUGCUUUUGGAGUUGCUUAGCUGCCCUAUGUGUGCCCGCAGUCUAGAGACCCUGGAACUGGAACUGGGAGACCUGGAAGGGGGUAAAGCAGAGGCAGAUGGACUACAUGACUUUCAGCAGGGGUGUGAUCUAAGAGGACUGCGACGUCGGUUUCGACGGUGUGAAGUUGUGGAAUACAAAAACGGAGUGUUUCGGGCCUGGAAGGACUUUAGGGAAAAAUUGAGGAGAAUUGUUGAAAGUAAAUAUUUCAACCGGGGAAUUAUGAUUGCCAUCCUCGUCAAUACCCUCAGCAUGGGAAUAGAGUACCAUGAACAGCCUGAAGAACUGACGGAUGUGUUGGAGAUUAGUAACAUUGUUUUCACCAGCAUGUUUGUGCUGGAGAUGGGCUUCAUGCUUCUGGCUUUCGGUUUGUUUGGAUACAUUAGAAACCCUUACAACAUCUUUGACAGCAUUAUUGUCAUCAUAAGUGUGUGGGAGAUAAUUGGUCAAGCGGAUGGAGGUUUGUCAGUCCUGCGGACUUUUCGCCUGUUGCGAGUGCUGAAGCUCGUACGCUUUCUACCUGCCCUGAGGAGGCAGCUGGUGGUGUUGAUGAAGACCAUGGACAAUGUGGCCACCUUCUGCAUGCUGCUGAUGCUUUUCAUCUUCACUUUCAGCAUUCUUGGCAUGCAUCUUUUUGGAUGUAAAUUUAGUCUAAGAAUGGAGAACGGGGACACCAUUCCUGAUCGCAAAAACUUUGACUCUCUACUCUGGGCCAUCGUCACUGUAUUUCAGAUCCUUACCCAGGAGGACUGGAACGUGGUGCUGUAUAAUGGCAUGGCUUCUACCUCUCCAUGGGCAGCUCUCUACUUCGUAGCUCUCAUGACGUUUGGCAAUUAUGUGCUCUUCAAUUUAUUGGUUGCCAUUUUGGUUGAAGGCUUCCAGGCUGAGGGUGAUGCCAAUCGAUCAGAGUCAGAUGACGAAAAGAAAUCUGACAACUUUGAUGAAGAUGAAAAAGUUGAACAGCUCAGAGAUACAGAGCUCAAAAUGUACUCUCUGAUGCUGACAGCCAACGGUCAUGUUGACCCUCGUGGCAUUAUGGCUCCUCCCAUAAUAAUGCACACAGCAGCCACUCCCAUGCCAACACCUAAGGGCUCCCUAGGUCCUGAGUCUGUCUUAGGAGAGGAACUGAUGUACAGAGAAGGAGUAAAUCAACAUGGAGAAGCUGGACUGGGCGUGUCUGAAAUAGGGAGUCAUGCGGAGUCUCGGCGUGGAAGCUCAACAUCAAUGGACCCAUCAACCUAUGACCAGCGCUCUCCUAAUCUCUCAAGCCCUGGACGGCGCUCACCUCUUCCUCUCCGUGGUUCCAUCAGCUCAUGGGGAAGUCGCCGCUCCAGCUGGAACAGUCUGGGGAGAGCACCAAGCCUGAAGAGGCGAGACACCAGUGGAGAGAGGGAAAGUUUAUUGUCCGGAGAAGGUGGAGAAGAGGAAGAGUGCCAAGAUCAACAGGAGGAAGGUGUGGUAAAGAACAGAUUGAGGCUGGAGACCCUGGAGCCGCUGCAAGCAUCUUCUCUUUGCCCUGCCAUAAUGGCAGAGUAUGGCGACUGCAAUGGGAGAACUGUGACAUAUGAUCCGAACGGAAACUCAGACCCUAAAGAUGACUAUACGUCCGAGGAUGACUUGGAUGAUGAUAGUCCUUUCUGCUACUGGAUCAGGAGGGAGCUCCAUAACAUGAAACCCCGGUGGUGUAAGGAACACGAAAACUGGACACUAUAUUUGUUCUCACCAGAGAGCCCAGUCCGUAUGUGGUGCCAAGCGGUGAUCACUCACAAAUUGUUCGACCAUGUGGUUCUGGUUUUCAUCUUUCUCAACUGCAUCACUAUCGCUCUGGAGAGGCCUGAUAUACAGAUUCAUAGCACGGAGCGAGUGUUUCUAAGUGUGUCCAACUAUAUUUUCACUGUGAUCUUCCUGGCAGAGAUGGCAGUCAAGGUUGUAGCUCUUGGUUUCUGUUUCGGGGAUCAGAGCUACCUUAAGUCAAGUUGGAACAUUUUGGAUGGAGUUUUGGUUUUUGUGUCCAUGGUGGACAUCCUGGUCUCUCUGGCCUACACUGGUACCAACAGGAUCCUGGGGAUUCUCAGAGUCCUUCGUCUUCUACGCACCCUUCGCCCUCUAAGGGUUAUCAGCCGUGCCCCAGGACUGAAGCUGGUUGUGGAGACACUCAUCACAUCUCUUAGACCUAUUGGGAACAUUGUGUUGAUCUGCUGCGCCUUCUUCAUUGUGUUUGGAAUCUUGGGGGUCCAGCUGUUCAAAGGAAAGUUUUACCACUGUGAGGGUCUGGACACCAGGAACAUCACAAACAAGUCAGACUGUCUACAGGCCAACUACAAGUGGAUCCGAAGGAAGUACAAUUUUGACAACUUGAUUCAGGCUUUGAUGUCUUUGUUUGUACUGUCAUGUAAAGAUGGCUGGGUCAACAUUAUGUACGAUGGACUGGAUGCAGUUGGGGUCGAUCAGCAGCCUGUGAGGAACCACAACCCCUGGAUGCUGCUCUACUUCAUCUCCUUCCUGCUGAUUGUCAGUUUCUUCGUUCUCAACAUGUUUGUUGGAGUGGUUGUGGAAAACUUCCACAAGUGCCGGCAGGACCAGGAGGAGGAGGAGGCCCGUUUACGAGAGGAGAAGAGGCUCAAAAUGAUAGAUAAAAAGCGCAGGAGUAAGGAGAAUGGAGGGGCUGAGGCUAAACAGAGACCUUACUAUGCCGACUACUCACCUUUGCGGCUGACCAUCCACACUCUUUGCACAAGCCACUACCUGGACCUCUUCAUCACCUUUAUCAUUUGCAUUAAUGUCUUCACAAUGAGCAUUGAGCAUUACAAUCAGCCACAGUAUUUGGAGGAGGUUUUGAAGUACUGCAACUAUGUUUUCACCAUCAUCUUCGUCAUUGAGGCUUUGCUGAAACUUGUGGCCUUCGGCUUCCACAGGUUCUUCAAAGACAGGUGGAAUCAACUAGAUGUUGGGAUAGUUGCCUUGUCUAUAAUGGGUAUCACUCUGGAAGAACUGAAGAUGAAAGCUGCUUUGCCAAUAAAUCCUACCAUCAUCCGAAUCAUGAGAGUAUUGAGGAUUGCACGAGUGCUAAAACUUCUGAAGAUGGCAAAAGGAAUGAGAGCUCUGCUGGAUACCGUCAUGCAGGCGCUGCCACAGGUGGGAAAUCUUGGUCUCCUCUUCAUGUUGCUCUUCUUCAUCUACGCUGCUCUGGGAGUGGAGCUCUUUGGCAAACUGGAGUGCAGCGAUAGCAACCCAUGUGAGGGCCUAAGUCGUCACGCCACAUUUGAGAAUUUCGGGAUGGCCUUCCUCACUUUGUUUCGAGUUUCCACAGGAGACAACUGGAACGGGAUUAUGAAAGACACUUUAAGGGAGUGCCAGCCACAUGAAAGCCACUGUUUAUCCUACCUACCCUGGGUGUCUCCGAUAUACUUUGUCACCUUCGUGCUCAUGGCCCAGUUUGUUUUGGUCAAUGUGGUGGUGGCUGUUUUGAUGAAACAUCUAGAGGAAAGCAACAAGGAAGCCAAAGAGGAUGCAGAGAUGGAUGCAGAAAUUGCAUUGGAAAUGGAAGAGGAGAGGCAACGCAGACAAAGCACAGGAUCCAACAAUAGCUCUAUGGGAGGGACUUAUAUUGGGCCAUGCCCAAAUUCACUUGAGGAGGAAGAAGACCUGCAGUACAGCGAUCAGGACCAGCUGUCGUCAGGCAAGAUGUCUGUGUCUAGGAUGCAUUCUUUGCCAAAUGACAGCUAUAUGUUUCAACCUGUGCGCCCUGCCAGUGCCCCCUAUCCUUUAAAGGAGGUAGAUGUCAGUUCCCAGUACCAGCAUGCAGCCUCUGUAGUGUCGGUCCAAUCCCAGCCCUGUGAGAGCCGCUCUUUGCUGCAGGUUCCAGAUGCAUCCCCUCUUCAUCCCCAGUCUACUCCCUCCCUCACUUUACCCCGCAUUGCCCCGCCAACACCUGGCCCCUCACCACGGGCCCUGCACAGACAGGGGGCAGUUAAAGUCGAUUCUGUGGAAUCCCAGAGCUGUGAGCAACAGGAGAGGUCCAGCUCAGCUCAUCUACCCUCCCGCUCAUCUUCCUCUCUCUCCCCAUUACCCCCUCUGUGCUCUUCCUCCUCAGCCCUCCCCCCAUGCUCCAAAUCUCCCUCUUCUCUUCCUCCAUCGCCAUCCUCUCUCCUGCCUCUCCCAUACCCUCCAUCCUUUCUACUCCCUCCACCUCCCUCACCACGCCUGCCCUCUCGCUCCAGCAGUCUUCGCAGGCCCAGGGCCCCAUCUGCCAUUUCACUUUCGGACCCGGCCGACGCAGAGGUGUAUCAUAUCACCAGCUCCGCUCGCCAUAGGUGGAGGGAUGAGGAGGGAGGGGAACAGGACAACAGAAGGAAGGCAGGCCGCAGCCACUCUCUGUCCCCUUACGGCUCGCCACACUCCCUAGAUUUGAUUCCCACGCUGCCCCCUCCAUCCAACAGAAGCACCCUCAGUCUGCUCGGGGAAGGAUCGAAAGACAUCAAGAAAGGCUUUAGUGUUGAUAACCAUGGCUUCCUGGAGAAACCUCAGUCAGAGCCAGCAGGUCCCUUGGAUGAACAGCGGCGUCACUCUAUCGAGGUUUGCCUCCCAAAGGCCGUCAUAACCACUGACAGCCAAAGUUUUACACUGGAGACCCACCGGUCAGACAAAGGCACUCAGGCCUUUCCAGUGAGGGUGCAAUCAGUUGGUGGUAGGCAACGAAAGAAGAAGACAAGCCCUCCCUGCAUAUCCAUCCACCCACCUGUAGAAAAGGAACAGCCCCUGCUACCCUCACCUCCAAAGCUAGCUGACUGCAGCAUGAUGCUUCGGCGCAGGACACCAUCCAAUGACUUAACGCUGCACUCAGACACGCCUGCAGAUGGGCAGCUCCGCACACAGAUGCAAACACCACUAACACCAAUCCACGUGCCACUGGACGCACAUUCACCGUCACACACACUGAGCCCAUCAAAGGGAUCCACCCAGACACACACACCCCCGCCUCACAUCCCCAUCAGCCCAAAUGUCUUCAUUCAACCCCAUGCACCUCUUCUACCAACCGUUAUGCCUUUCUCACAGCCUGUCAUGAGGCACUCCCCCCUCGCAGGAGACUGCAUCCCGUUACCCCGGUUCACCUAUGACCAACCACAGUCCAGGUACACAGGCGAGCCAGAAUCUGCUGCCUGCUCUUCCCCUUUCAACAACAGACUGGGAAGCAGUCCUGGUUUUAGUGCAAAGAAUCGGAGGACCGCCCAGUGAGCUUUCAGAGUUGCAUUCAGGAGAUGCAUUAUAAAGUCUUUAAAGGUGAACUAGAAACCCCUCAGCUGACCUCAGCAGUGUUUCAUGUUGAAGAAAGAAUGAGAUAAUAUUUUGUUUAGUUGAAAAAAAAAAUAUUUGCAGAAAGACAUGGGUACAAACUCCUUAUGGAAAAACAGUUGACGGGAAAGGUUUUCUUUCUUUUGCGGGAAAAAAGAAAAAAAAAAAAGAAAUCCACUGAGGCCGGACUAUUAUAAGUAUCACUCACUGUACUGUGUCAAUGGCUGAUCCCCUCACCACGCAACAGGACUGAAGCCACCUUACUCUGUAGCCAAAGUUUUUUUUCAUACACUGUCCUCACCCACGUGAGCAAAUCAGGAAGCAGCGUCUGGCUGGUGACCGUCAACCCUUUUUUUCCCCUUUUUUUGUAACGGGGCAGGCGGUUUGUGAAACGCAAACGUGGGAGGGGGAACAGUGGGAUAUGCAACUUCAGGUUUUCUGCAGAAGUUCUGCUCACCCCUUCUCUGCUCCUCGAUCACAUUGAUCAGAGAGAGAGAGAGAGAGCGAGUGUGUAAAUGAGCUGUGCUAAGUGCGAGUUUUGUCAGAUCCAUCUUCACCCAAGUCGAACUUGUUCAUUCUCGUGACAACAGAGAGAGGGGGGGGGGCAUGGCAGAGCUAUAGCUUUCUUUUGUCAAGUGUAAAUAAAAGGAAAAAAAUACUGUAUUUGGUGAGAUUUAAAGAUAGCUCUAUCCAUAUGCACAUAUUUUUAUAGAGGUCUACAUAUAAUGUUUUUGCACACAAGUUUGAAUUUCAAGUUGCUCGUAUUUCCUCUGGUGUCCUCUUGUGAAUGUAUGUUUCUUGUAAAAGAUCUAGAGAGAGUUGUGAAGACGGUUGACCCUCCUCUCAAACUACAAGGGGAGGGAGUUUAUUUUUCUAUUUUGACAAAGCAUCAGAGGAGAACUGGCGUGUGAUGUGUUUUUUCUGUAGUUUUGUCUUAGACUUUUUGUGUAACUGGUGUCUCAACAAGAGUCUGGAGAAGCAGGCUCAGUGGUGCAAACAAGUUUCAUUUAGAUGGGUCUAAUCAAUAUAGAGAAAUAAAUAGAUGUAUAUUUAAAAUAAUACCUUUAGGUAAAGUUUGAAUAACUUUUUAUGAGUUGAUUUUUAAAGUAAGGGAUUUUUUAGCUGGGUUUAGUGAACAAAUGAUUAUGACACACUUUAUGAAAUUACAAAUACCGUACCUAAUCUGGAACCAUCUGUAUUGUCCUUCUAAAAUCUUCUUAUCCAUUUAACUUUUUCACAUUAGUUCUUAAUUCCACUUUCCCACACCACACAGUGAACAAGGAGAAGUUUGAUCAGAUGAAGCCAAAAUAUUAAAUCAUUUUGUAUCGUAUAUGCAAAACAUAAUGUGUGGCAGAAACAUAACACUGCACCUACCCCGAAACCACUAUACCCAUGGUAGCAUUAGUACCAGCAUAUGUUGUUUUUUUUCUUUCAUUAAGGAAAAGAGAGUUGGGCAUUGUUGGAAGAUGGAUGCAGCCAUGAAAAGGACAAACCUGGAAAGAAAAAACUGUCAGAGGUUUAAAGUUUUAAACAUAUAGCCAGAGGUUUUAUGGAAUGGUUUCAAUCAAAAUGUAUUUUAACGGCCCAAACAAAGUCUAAAUAGAGUCCAAAAUCCAAUUGAGAUUAAUGUAACAAACUGACAGCACACUUUAUAUAGAUCUUCUCCAUGCAGUUAAACUGAAUUUGAGCUAUUUCAAAAAUAAGAAAAAUGGACAAAGCUGGUAGCAACACACUCUCAAAGACUUGCAUCUGUCAUCACAGCUACUUAGAAGGUUUCCAUUUUUAUAUUUUUUAUUAGUUAUUUGCAAAGGUUAAUUUUAAAACACUAUCAUAUAAAAUCCCAUCAUAAAAUAAUAAAGUUGGUGGUUGUCCUGUGACUACAUGUGAAAAAGUUGAAGGAGUAUGCAUAACUUGAAAAAAAAAAGGCUUAAAAGUGGCAUCACUGAGCCUCUCUUCUGUGGCUGUAUUUCGGCUGGAUCAGCUCUGACACCUGUGUUUCUGUACAUCUAAAGACAACCAAACUGACUUUCUAAAUAUGUGUAGCCAGAGUGCAAUAAUAAUAUAUACAUGUGGAAAAUAUAGUGACAUCCACACUACAUAAGACAGCCACAUCCUUGUAUUCAUACAUACUGUAGAACUGUUAUAAGUAUAUGAUAUAUAAACAAUUUUUUUUAUAUGAUGGUAAAGGGGUAUUACUAUUUCUAGCGGUCAUGCUACUAUAGGUACGCACGGCCUUAUUGUGGCUGUGAUGAGGCGGGUGUGGCCGUGGGUUGGAUACUGCAGAUUUUGUUUCUCCAAAAGCUUCGGCCGACCUGCCUGAGGUGUUACUGUACGCAUAAGAGUGACAUGCAUCUCUACUGAGGACUCAAUAAGCCAUUUGUCAUCCAACAUUGUUUUCCUUUUUUUUUUACUCCAAGGUAGACCAGCAGUUCACCUUUCAGAAUAGAUCAUCUUUAUUUCCCUCAUCAGCUUUACAUUAACACUGGUUGAUGACAAAACACAGAAAGAGUCUGGAUGUUAUUGUACAGAGCCAUACUUCUUCUCUGACACAGCACAAUUGUAAUUGAUACAGUUGUUUUUCAGCAUUGUCUGGUUUGGCAUAUGUGCAUGAGAAGUACACUUUCAUUAAUGUCUAAAGACAGCUGGCUGGGACAGCGACAUUUGUUUUAUUUUAUUUUUUCCAUGUAUCUUAUUUUGAAUGUCUUGUAGUGGUCAGCAUGAUGCAUGCACACGUCCUCAGCGACCCGAGAGAAACCCAAAGUGCUUUAAUACUGUCAUUGAUUAAAUAAAUUAGGUUUAAUUAUCAACCAAAUCAAAACAUUAAAGGGUAAAUGUCAUCAUGUCUAACAACUUUUCUACUUCAGUUGUGUUUCGGCUUAUAGCUGAUAGUUAUAUCUAGAUCCAUAUUUAUAAAGUACAACUGAAAAUUACCAUCGUAAUGUUUCACUAGACUAUAAAGCUAAAACUCAAGCUUCUAAAGUGAGCAUUUAUUGAGUAAUUAUCCAAUAAGGAGGAGGAAUUCAGGUGUCCAAGGUGCUGUUUUACAUUAGAAUAAUGCUCUAUGUCAAAUCCAGUUGAUCAGUAAUUUGCAGCCAAAAUGAACCCUGAAAAAAAUAUUUGAGAAUCUAAAAUUUGGUUAUUUUCUCGCGGUUAUUUAGCUAACUGUAAUUUCUGCUUUAGUUCUGACCAGCAUUGUAAUUGAUCCUCCCUUGGCAUCAACACAAUACUUUAUAUUAGCGAGCUGUUCAUUGGAUGUUUACAAUAAAGUAGCAGUAAAGGGAAAUUGUUGAAAAUAUUAUGUUUUUUCACAUUAAAUCAGUCCAAGUUUUAUGGUUAUGGUUGUGUAACUACUCUAAGUCUAUAUGGCAGUCAAAAAUUAAGGAUAUUUGGUCUGGAUGUCAUCAUCCCGGCGGUCACUGCAAACUAAAAUAUUUAAUGCUUCAAACAAUCAAGAUUUUUAAGCCUCCGAAUCCGAACUCUAGAUUUUGAUGAUAUUUGCCCUUAAGAUGAGCAGAAUAUCUGCUCAUUUGUGUUUGGGAAAAUUGCAAAAAAAUAUUUCAAGCAAUCUUAGUUGAUGAAUAUUUAAAGGUAUAGUGGAGGAUUGUCAUGAAUUUUUGAAAAGACCCGCCCUCUACACUUAAAAAAAAAAAUGCACAUGCACAACACUGUACACUCUCCCGAGGAGCAACGCCUAUUAAACGCGUGCGAGAGCGUGCACAAGCCUGUUUCUCCUCGUGCACCCUCUGUUUAAAAGUUGCUGUUGGCAUCACUCAUACAGGCUUACUUUCCAA
Molecule: messenger RNA, 11698 nt
Organism: Cyprinodon variegatus (sheepshead minnow)
Lineage: Eukaryota; Metazoa; Chordata; Actinopteri; Cyprinodontiformes; Cyprinodontidae
Gene: cacna1ha
Product: voltage-dependent T-type calcium channel subunit alpha-1H-like
Exons: 38
Coding region: 378-7850 (2490 amino acids)
Biological process (GO): membrane depolarization during action potential; neuronal action potential; calcium ion import
Cellular component (GO): voltage-gated sodium channel complex; plasma membrane; neuron projection
Molecular function (GO): low voltage-gated calcium channel activity; voltage-gated sodium channel activity
Source: RefSeq, a predicted model, not a curated record